AUGACCAGUCCUGACGCCGCAAGAGACAAAUUCUACGAGGACCUGCAUGCUCUCCUGGCGUCCGUGCCCAAGGCGGAUAAGUUGAUUGUCCUUGGUGACUUCAACACCCGCGUCGGCACGGACCAUGCAGUCUGGAGAGGAUUGCUAGGUCCCUCUGGUCUCAACGGCUACAACGACAAUGGCCUGCUCCUUCUACGAACCUGCGCAGAACACCGCCUCAUCCUGACGAACACCUUCUUCUGUAUGUUGAUGCGAAAGAAGGCCACCUAGAUUCAUUCUGCGUCGCAUCAGUGGCGCAUGCUGGACUAUGUCCUCGUCCAGAUGCGAGAUCAGCGGGACGUGCUGGUGAGAAAGGCGACCCCGCGUGCCGACAGGUGGACUGACCAUCUUUCCGUCAUCUCCAAGAUGCGGAUUUGUCUACAGCCUCAAAGAAGCCCUCAAGGUAAUUGACCCCCAAGUAAGCUGAAUAUCGCCUUGUUGUCUUUGCCCGCUCACCAUCUCCAUUUCAGCAACGAACUAGCUCAAUGGCUAGACAGCCUUCCAGUCGCUGCCGCCACCGCCGCCGCCGCCACUGACGAGAACAACUCCGUGUAGAACCAGCGGUGUCAACUGCAGGAGACAGUCCAGUCGACGACCUUGGCUAUCCUCGGUCACGCACGUCACUGAUAUCAGGACUCGCUCAAUGACAACGACGCCGCCAUCAGAAAACUGCUCGCCGGGAAGAACCGCCUGCACAAAACCUACGUCGACCGCCCCGCCGACCACAACAGAUCAACCUUCUACCGUAGUCGUCGCUUUGUAAAACAGUGGCUGCGCGAGAUGCAGGACGCCUGGAUGGCUCGCAAGGCCGAGGGGAUCCAAGGGGACGCUGAACGCAUCGAAUGGAAGAACUUCUUCUCCGCGAUCGAAACGGUCUACGGUCCGCCAAUUAAGGCAGCUGCACCUCUUCUCAACGCCGAAGGAACUAUCCUACUAACCGAGAAGACACAAACUCUACAGCGAUGGGUCGAACACUUAGGAGGCGUCCUCAACCGCCCCUCCACCAUCUCCGACACCGCCGUCGCCGUCUGCCGCAAGUGGAGACCAACGUCGACCUCGACCCCCCACCUUCUCUCCACGAAACCAUCAUGGUUGCGCAACAGCACCUCAGCGGGAAAUCGUCCGGAUCGAACGUGA
Molecule: messenger RNA, 1176 nt
Organism: Spirometra erinaceieuropaei
Lineage: Eukaryota; Metazoa; Platyhelminthes; Cestoda; Diphyllobothriidea; Diphyllobothriidae
Source: the annotation of a GenBank genome assembly